AUGGAUGCUGGGGGCCUCCUCCUCCUAGCUAUCUUCUUGGGGCUCCUUCUACUUCUAGCCAAGAGACCCCAGAAAGGUAACCUCCCUCCAGGGCCCCUACCUCUGCCUCUUCUAGGCAACCUGCUACACAUGGGCCGCCAUGGCAUCCUCAAAUCCUUCUUGGAGUUUCGAGACAAGUAUGGAGAUGUGUUCACUGUCUAUCUGGGUACCCGGAGGGUCGUUGUGCUAUGUGGACAUGAGGCUGUGAAGAAGGCCCUGGUGGAUAAUGCAGAAGUGUUCAGUGGCCGUGGGACCCUUUCUAUAGCUGAAUUGAUCUUUCAAAGAUAUGGUUUUUUUUCUAGAUAUGAUGGAUGGAAGACACUUCGAAGAGUCUCAAUUGCUACCCUCAGGGACUUUGGGAUGGGAAAGAAGAGUAUUGAAGAACAAAUAAAGACAGAAGCCCAAUGCCUGGUAGAGGAACUCCAGAAAUCCCAGGGGGCCCUGCUAGAUCCCACCUUCAUUUUCCAUUCAGUCACAGCCAAUAUCAUCUGUUCGAUUGUGUUUGGUGAACGCUUCUCUUAUCAAGACACCCAGUUCCAGGAAAUACUGAACAUGUUUGUUGAAGCUUUUACCAUUAUAAGCUCCUCAUGGAUGCAGUUGUUUGAACAGUUCCCAAAUGUGCUAAAGUUUUUUCCUGGGCCCCAUUACCGCGUGUUGAAGAUAGCUCAGCACCUCAAAGACUUCAUUUCUAGCAAUGUCGAGCGGCACCAAGAGAGCCUGGAUCCCAGUUCCCCCCGGGACUUCAUAGACAGUUUCCUGCUCCGCAUAGAAAAAGAGAAGGAGAUCCCAGGUUCCGAGUACCAUGUUAAGAACCUUGUCCUUACGGUCCUGAGUUUGUUCUUUGCGGCCACUGAGACAACCAGCACCACUCUGCGCUAUGGCUUCCUUCUGCUUCUUAAACACCCCCAGGUGGCAGAGAAAGUCCAGGAGGAGAUUGACCAGGUGGUUGGGAAGAACCGUGCCCCAGAACUCAAGGAUCGAGCCCAAAUGCCCUACACAGAUGCUGUCAUCCAUGAGAUCCAGAGAUUUAGUGACCUACUUCCUCUGGGUUUACCUCACAUGGUGACUGAGGACACUUCCUUCCAGGGCUACUUUCUUCCUAAGGGUACCGAUUUGUUCAUGUUGCUGAGUGCCAGUCUGAAAGAUCCUUGUCAUUUUGAGAAUCCACAUAUCUUUGACCCCAACCACUUCUUGGAUGCCCAAGGAGCUCUGAAAAAGAAAGAAGCCUUUAUCCCUUUCUCCAUGGGGAAGCGCACCUGUCUAGGUGAGGGGAUUGCCCGAACAGAACUCUUCCUCUUCUUCACCACCAUCCUGCAGAACUUCUCCCUGGCCUCCUCCAAGCCCCUUGAAGAUUUGGAUAUCAGGCCCCAGCAGAGUGGGUUUGGGACGCUGCCCCAAACCUAUAAGCUCCGCUUCUUGCCCCGAUGAUGGGAAUCAUGGGCUUGGGGAACCAGCUGAACAUCCUAGAA
Gracilinanus agilis (Agile Gracile Mouse Opossum) is the source of this 1508-nucleotide messenger RNA. Its product is annotated as cytochrome P450 2B11-like. Gene Ontology annotation, biological process: xenobiotic metabolic process. NCBI's taxonomy places the organism in Eukaryota, Metazoa, Chordata, Mammalia, Didelphimorphia, Didelphidae. Bases 1 to 1467 code for a protein of 488 amino acids. The transcript has 9 exons. Gene Ontology annotation, molecular function: iron ion binding; oxidoreductase activity, acting on paired donors, with incorporation or reduction of molecular oxygen, reduced flavin or flavoprotein as one donor, and incorporation of one atom of oxygen; heme binding. Gene Ontology annotation, cellular component: cytoplasm; intracellular membrane-bounded organelle. The record is from RefSeq and is a predicted model, not a curated record.